Molecule: messenger RNA, 4490 nt
Organism: Diceros bicornis minor
Lineage: Eukaryota; Metazoa; Chordata; Mammalia; Perissodactyla; Rhinocerotidae
Gene: EXO1
Product: exonuclease 1
Exons: 15
Coding region: 606-3119 (837 amino acids)
Biological process (GO): mismatch repair; DNA recombination
Cellular component (GO): nucleus
Molecular function (GO): metal ion binding; 5'-flap endonuclease activity; 5'-3' DNA exonuclease activity
Source: RefSeq, a predicted model, not a curated record
GGAGUCGGGGGGCGCGGGGGGCGGCGUCGGGAGCCUCCACCCGGCUGCCCUGGAGCUGACAGCGACAGCCCUCGCCGGAAAGCCAAAGGACACGUAUCUUCUGGAAUGGGGUCGCGGGCCGCCCCUGCACCUCCCCGUGGGCCGGAGGCGUGAAGUGGGGAAGCUGCUGCUGUUCCUGUGACCUCGGGUGCGCCAGGUGGUCUCCUUGAGAUGACCUGUGCCCUGUGGCCCUCAGUCAUUCUUACUAUGCUGGAGAGGAAGUAUUUAUUCAAGGCUGUUUACCCGGCUUAGAAGAAACUUAUAUAAGUUUCAUGAAAUGUACAUUAUGUCAGUUUUCCUCCGAGUGAAAGAAAACUCUUUUUAGGGACAUUAUCUGAAAGACAGGAGAGUAGUUGUUUUUCUCAAACUGUGGCUUGAGGACCAUCUGCGUCCAGAUGACCUGCCGUGUUUAAAAUUCAGAAUCCCCCACCUCCCUCCAGAAGUGGUGAAUCACAGUCCCUAGGAGUGGAGUUGAGAAUCAGCGAACUGCUGAAAUUUGAGAACUGCUGGACUAGAGCGUCAGAGCGUUGAUACGGUGUCCACAGGCACGUAGUGAACUUGGCACCAUGGGGAUACAUGGAUUACUGCAGUUUAUCAAAGAAGCCUCUGAACCCAUCCACGUGAGGAAGUAUAAAGGGCAGGUGGUGGCCGUGGAUACGUAUUGCUGGCUUCACAAAGGAGCUAUCGCUUGUGCUGAAAAACUCGCCAGAGGUGAACCUACCGAUAAGUAUGUAGGAUUUUGUAUGAAAUUUGUAAAUAUGUUACUAACUCACGGGAUCAAGCCUAUUCUCGUCUUUGAUGGAUGUAUGUUACCUUCUAAAAAGGAGGUGGAGAAGUCCAGAAGAGAAAGACGACAAGCCAGUCUUCUCAAAGGAAAGCAGCUUCUUCGCGAGGGGAAAGUCUCAGAAGCCAGAGAAUGUUUUACCCGUUCUGUCAACAUCACGCAUGCUAUGGCCCACAAAGUCAUUAAAGCUGCUCGGUCUCUGGGCGUAGACUGUCUCGUGGCCCCGUAUGAAGCGGAUGCACAGUUGGCCUAUCUUAACAAGGCUGGCAUCGUACAAGCCAUCAUCACCGAGGACUCGGAUCUCCUCGCUUUUGGCUGUAAGAAGGUGAUUUUAAAAAUGGACCACUGUGGAAAUGGACUAGAAAUUGAUCAGGCUCGGCUGGGAAUGUGCAAACAGCUUGGGGAUGUGUUCACAGAAGAGAAGUUCCGUUACAUGUGCAUUCUUUCAGGCUGUGACUAUCUCUCGUCGCUGCGUGGAAUUGGAUUAGCGAAGGCCUGCAAGGUGCUGAAACUGGCCAAUAACCCAGACAUCGUAAAGGUUAUCAAGAAAAUGGGACAUUAUCUCAAGAUGAAUAUAACCGUACCAGAAGAUUACAUCGAAGGGUUUAUUCGAGCCAACAAUACCUUCCUUUAUCAGCUCGUUUUUGAUCCCAUCCAAAGGAAACUCAUCCCUCUGAAUGCCUAUGAAGAUGACGUUGAUCCUGAAACGCUAAGCUACGCUGGGCGGUAUGUGGAUGAUUCUAUAGCUCUUCAGAUAGCACUUGGAAAUAAAGAUAUAAAUACCUUUGAACAGAUCGAUAACUACAAUCCAGACACUGCUACGCCCACCCAGUUAAGAAGUCAUAGCUGGAACGACAAAACGUGUCCAAAGUCAUCUAAUGUUAAUAGCAUUUGGCAUAGGAAUUAUUGCCCUAGACGUGAGCUGAAUGUUGUUUCAGACGCUGCAAGAUUGAAGGAAAAUCCAAGUACUGUGGGCGUCGAGCAAGUGAUUAGUACUAAAGGGUUAAAUCUUCCGAGGAAGUCAUCCACUGUGAAAAGACCAAGAAGUGAAGAGCUGUCAGAAGAUGAUCUGUUGAGUCAGUAUUCUCUUUCAUUUACAAAGAAGAUCAAGAAAAAUAGCUGUGAAGGUAAUAAAUCAUUGAACUCUUCCGAAAAGCUCCUGCCUGACCUGGUGGAUGGAACUCCUACUAAAAAAAGCGUAAGCGCACCACCAACGAGAAGAAAUAAAUUUGCAACAUUUUUACAGAGAAAAAAUGAAGAAAGUGGUGCAGUUGUGGUUCCAGGGACCAGAAGCAGGUUUUUUUGCAAUUCUCUGGAUUCUGCUGACUGUGUAUCUAAGAAAGCAAGUGGCCAGCCUGUAGAUGAAACUGCUGUUGCAGAUAAAGAGACCAGUCUAGAUGACUCAGAUUGUCUAGAUGGCAAGAGGCUGGUUGAUACGAGUGUAGCACAUAACUCAAGUGAUCCGACUCCAGACCGUGUCACCAAGGUUGCUGAUGAGGAGUCUCCGUCUUCUGAGACCAACAAAUUCACAGGGACCAUUUCCCCACCCACUCUGGGCACACUAAGAAGCUGCUUUAGCUGGUCUGGAAGCCUUGGAGGUUUCUCGAGAACUCCGAGCCCCUCUCCCAGCACAGCUUUGCAGCAGUUCCACAGAAAGAGUGAUCCCCUCACCUCUCUGCCUGCGAAGAAUGAGAUGUCUCAUGCAUCUCAGUUAAAGAGUGAGGAGUCAGGUGGCGAAUCUCAUCCCUUGCCUGAAGCCGAUUGGCCUUCAGGGUCUCGGGAGAGCAUGGAAUUAUCACCACACAAUCCAAAUGCAUCGAGACUUUCUCAGCCUUCUAGUAAGGAUUCAGAUUCAGAGGAAUCUGACUGCAAUUUUAAGUCACUUGAUAAUCAAGGUAAUCAGAAAUCCAAGCUACAUUUGUUUCGUUUUUCGAAAAAAGAUGCAGUUACAAGGAAUAAGGUUCCUGGGCUGUAUAAAUCCAGUUCUGUGGACAAUCUUUCUACCACCAAGAUCAAACCUCUUGUACCUGCCAGAGUCAGUGGGCUGAGCAAGAAGCCAGCAAGCAUCCAGAAGAGAAAUCAUCAUGAUGCCGAGAACCAGCCAGGGUUGCAGAUAAAAAUCAACGAGCUCUGGAAAAAUUUUGGAUUUAAAAAAGAUUCUGAAAAGCUUCCUUCUUGUAAGAAGCCGGAUCCCCUGUCUCCAGUCAAAGAUAACAUCCAGCUGACGCCAGAAGCAGAAGACGAUAUAUAUAACAAAUCUGAAUGUACACGUCUUCAGAGAGCAAUAUUCCAAUAAACACGGGCGGCUGGAGGCUGUGGCCCUCAGGAGAACCUCUAUCAAUUUGAAGUCCUGUUUGGGAAUGAGACAUUUACCAGUCUGAAAGAUUUGUUCUUAGAUCUAUGCCAUUUUUUAAAUAGAGUACAUUUUGUGUAUUAACUAUGUAAUUGUUUAUUUUGUUCAGCUUUUUAUAUUUUCAUAGGAAGCUAACUAGAGAUAUAAUUUUAUCUUUGACAGUUCUUGGAAGUUUUAAUGUUAAUUGGGCAAGUCCCCUAGAAUUUAUAAAAUCUACUCUAAGGAUUUCUGUAAUGUUGUCAAGUAUAAGGAUGGUAAAGGAAAAACCACAAUUAUGGAAUCAUUUUAUCCUAGAUGAAAUCACUGUAUUUUUCCCAGCUUUAAAUUUUUCCCCUGCCUUUCCUGCCUGUCUUUCAGGGUUGAAAUGAAAAUAAAGCUGCUGGGAUGGGAGGGGUUUUUGGAAGGGUUAAAGGUCAUUGCACAAAUGGACAGUGCUCUGUGAGCCCUGGAGAGUCUGCUUAGGUUACAGGUUGACAGUGAAGGAAAAUUGCUUUCAGCCUCAUGUGAAGGGAACUGCUUAUUUCGUUAAUAUUCUUAAACUUCAAAAUAGCCUCAGCGUUUCUUAGUAUGUCUUUUUUGAAAUGUAGGCUAAAAAUCCCUUAACGUAUAUUUAAAACUGUUGUCCUAGGUGCAGGGUAAAAUGUUAAAGCUGCAGGGUCUGUGAUAUGUACGCCCUGCAAAUAAAUAGGCAGAAACCCGGAAAGGGAACCAGCUGUGCAAGUGAAGAUCUGACAGGAAAUGAAGGAGUUAUACAAGUAUUUGGGAUGUAGAGGAUAAAGGAAAGGGACCCAGAGUAUUUUAAUUUUUAAAUGAGACUUUGUAGAGGAUUCUCGUAUAAAGAGGUCAGAAUGGAACAAGAAACAUAAAGUUGUAAGAAAUAGCAUAAAAAUGUAAAAAAAACAAAAACAAAAAUAAAAACCAAUCUGGAAAAGACCAAAACCAAAGAACAAAAGCAAAUUUGAAUUCUCUGUGAAUGUUUCCUGUUACAGAACAAAUAAGAAUGUGAAUCAAACAUUGUCUACAAAUGUUUAUCUCCUCACUCAUUUAAAAUGACAGAAAAGGAAUAAAACAUACUAUAAACCCCAAAGGUUAACAACAAGAAGAGACAUCAGGCAAGGAAACAGAUGGGUAGGUGGUAAGUGAUUUAGCAAAGAAAUGAUCAUUUCUCCAUGGGCGGAAUCCAACCAGAGGGAAGAGUUUAGAUGGAUUCAGCAAAUGGAGAUAUCCUGCAGUUUCCUGUGAAGCUGAAAAUGAGGUUGUUUGAAAAAGUUUUAAAAAUAGCAGGGGAAAGAGAAGGGGAAGAUGGCAACAGUG